GUGGUCUGUCGGCUUUCUAUUCACCAUGAGUUUAACCAAGGCUGACCCUAAUAAGCAAGGAUGGGAAGAUUCUGAAUUUCCAAUCGUUUGCGAGACCUGCUUGGGUGAUAAUCCCUACGUCCGCAUGACAAAACAACCAUAUGGCAAAGAAUGCAAGAUCUGUCAGCGACCUUUCACCGUAUUCCGUUGGCUUCCCGGUACCAACAUGAGAUACAAAAAGACCGAAAUUUGUCAGACUUGCGCCAAGUUAAAGAAUGUCUGUCAGACGUGCGUGUUGGAUCUGCAAUACGGUCUGCCUGUCCAAGUUCGAGAUGAAGCAUUGAACGUCAAGUCCGAAGCACCGACGAGCAAUAUCAACCGACAAUACUAUGCGCAAAAUAUGGCGAAUAAGGUGGACGAUGAUGUGGGUGGCAGUCCUUACGAGAGUGGCAAAAGUGCACCUGCAAGUCGAGAAAUCCUUCGUAAAUUGGCACGUACCGAACCUUACUACAAACGCAAUCGGCCACACAUUUGCUCGUUCUUUGUUAAAGGUGAAUGUACUCGCGGUGACGAAUGUCCUUACAGACACGAAAUGCCCGGUGAAAGCGAUCUCCAACAACAAAAUAUUCGCGAUCGAUACUAUGGCAAUAACGACCCUGUGGCCCAAAAAAUGCUUGGUCGUGUCAAAGGCACCACACAAUCUUUAGCGCCGCCUGAGGAUAAAUCAGUGACAUCAUUGUUUGUUACUGGUAUCGAAGAAGACAUUGUAGAACAAGAUAUCAGGGGAUAUUUCCACAUGUUUGGCGAUAUCAAAUCUGUUAUUGUUAUCCAUAAAUCCAAAUGCGCGUUUGUCAAUUUUGUGACCCGAACAGCAGCCGAAAUGGCAGCAGACCGAAUCGCAGAUACAGGCUUAACAUUGAAAGGACACAAUUUACGAGUGGCGUGGGGUCGACCAAGACCUCAAGGACCGAAAUCGGACAUGAAGCGUGCCACAGCCACCGGCGAUCUCGGCGCAAUGCAGCCUCCUGCUCCGCCAUCGAUGAAAGCAACAGGAAGCACCGUCAAGUAUCCAAGUCAAGACCCCACUUCUCAAGGAUCCGUCACCAAAUCGACUUGAUCAUCCACCUUUUUUUUCCCCACAAAGAUUAAAAUUCGCAGAACAACAUGAGAACAGUGUUGUGAGAUGUAAAAUAAACCGUACUACCCAAGAAAAUUACAUGAUCUAAUCGUCAGAAGGGAUGAUUCGAUGAUUAAAUGCAAAC
This is a messenger RNA of Radiomyces spectabilis, 1241 nucleotides long. RefSeq lists its product as uncharacterized. NCBI's taxonomy places the organism in Eukaryota, Fungi, Mucoromycota, Mucoromycetes, Mucorales, Radiomycetaceae. Gene Ontology annotation, cellular component: U2-type catalytic step 1 spliceosome; Prp19 complex; U2-type catalytic step 2 spliceosome. The transcript has 10 exons. The record is from RefSeq and is a predicted model, not a curated record. Gene Ontology annotation, molecular function: U6 snRNA binding; metal ion binding; pre-mRNA binding. The coding region runs from base 26 to 1096 and encodes 356 amino acids.